Messenger RNA from Brassica rapa (field mustard), 1824 nucleotides. Its product is annotated as calcium-dependent protein kinase 18. Gene Ontology annotation, molecular function: ATP binding; calcium ion binding; protein kinase activity. Gene Ontology annotation, biological process: protein phosphorylation. Lineage: Eukaryota; Viridiplantae; Streptophyta; Magnoliopsida; Brassicales; Brassicaceae. The record is from RefSeq and is a predicted model, not a curated record.
AUCUGGCAUUUGUGUGAACUUAUCAUCCAUUAGAGACCCGAAACCUAAGCUCUAAGAGCAUCAUGGGUCUCUGUUUCUCUUCACCUAAGGCCACCAGACAUGGAACCAAUCACCCAAACCCUAAUCCACCUCCAGAUAUACCUAAACCGCAAUCUCAGGGGAAAGGGAGAGAGAAGGUUUGUAAUCAAAACAAGAAGAAGACGAAGAAUAACAAGACCCAGUGGAGGCACGUAGGAGGGACUCUAUUUGGUAAGCGCAUCGAUUUUGGAUACGCCAGGGAUUUCGAUAAUAGAUACACCAUCGGGAAAUUGCUCGGACACGGCCAGUUUGGUUUUACAUACGCUGCCACCGACAACAACAACGAGGAUCGUGUAGCCGUCAAGAGAAUAGACAAGGCCAAGAUGACUCAACCGAUUGAAAUCGAAGAUGUGAAGCGAGAGGUUAAGAUACUACAAGCUUUAGGUGGGCAUGAGAAUGUGGUUGGGUUUCACAAUGUGUUUGAAGACAAAAACUAUGUUUAUAUAGUGAUGGAGUUAUGUGAAGGUGGUGAACUGCUAGAUCGAAUAUUAUCAAAGAAAGAUAGCCGUUACACCGAGAAAGAUGCGGCGGUUGUGGUGAGACAAAUGUUGAAAGUUGCAGCCGAGUGUCAUUUACGUGGUCUAGUUCACCGUGAUAUGAAGCCAGAGAACUUUCUGUUCAAAUCAACAGAAGAAAAUUCGUCUCUAAAGGCUACAGACUUCGGUUUGUCAGAUUUCAUAAAGCCUGGAAUGAAGUUCCAGGACAUAGUAGGAAGUGCUUAUUACGUUGCACCUGAAGUGUUGAAACGUAGGUCAGGACCUGAAUCAGAUGUUUGGAGUAUAGGUGUCAUAACUUACAUUCUGCUCUGUGGAAGAAGACCCUUUUGGGAUAAGACACAAAAUGGGAUAUUCAAUGAGGUCAUGAGAAAGAAACCUGACUUUGAAACAACCCCGUGGCCAACCAUUAGCGACGGUGCCAAAGAUUUUGUGAAGAAGUUAUUAGUAAAGGAGCCGAGGGCACGGUUAACAGCAGCUCAAGCACUAUCACACUCAUGGGUGAGAGAAGGAGGAGAGGCCUCCGAGAUUCCAAUAGACAUAUCUGUUCUUGAAAACAUGCGUCAGUUUGUGAAGUUCAGCCGCCUUAAGCAGAUAGCUCUGAAGGCUCUAGCGACGACAAUUGAUGAAGAUGAGCUGGAUGAUCUCAGAGACCAGUUUGAUGCGAUUGACAUUGACAAGAACGGUUCCAUUAGCCUUGAGGAGAUGAGGCAGGCCCUUGCGAAAGAUCUUCCUUGGAAGCUGAAGGAUGCAAGAGUAGCUGAGAUUCUUCAAGCAAUUGAUAGCAACACUGAUGGUUUAGUGGACUUCACUGAGUUUGUGGUGGCUACUUUGCACGUGAAUCAACUAGAGGAGCAUGACUCUGACAAGUGGGAGCAGAGGUCAAGGGCAGCAUUUGAAAAGUUUGACGUAGACAGAGAUGGGUUUAUAACACCAGAGGAACUAAGAUUGCAAACGGGUUUGAAAGGCUCCAUAGAACCACUUCUUGAAGAGGCUGACGUUGAUAAAGAUGGGAGAAUCAGCAUCCAUGAGUUUCGCAGACUCUUGAGAUCUGCAAGCCUCAAGCCAAGAACUGUCAAAAGCCCUCCUGGUUACCAGCUUUCUCGAAAAAUGUAAAUUACUUAACACUUAAAAAAAAAUAGAGACAUGAAGAUCUUAUUGCCUCUCAUAUACAGAAAACAUUGUUUAUAGUAGUCACCCAUCUGUUCUUUUUUUCUUUUGCUAUCAAAUCAAGAAAAUUGUAUAGAGGCUA